Molecule: messenger RNA, 1827 nt
Organism: Penicillium angulare
Lineage: Eukaryota; Fungi; Ascomycota; Eurotiomycetes; Eurotiales; Aspergillaceae
Product: tyrosine--tRNA ligase MSY1
Exons: 5
Coding region: 1-1827 (608 amino acids)
Biological process (GO): tyrosyl-tRNA aminoacylation
Cellular component (GO): mitochondrion; cytosol
Molecular function (GO): tyrosine-tRNA ligase activity; RNA binding; ATP binding
Source: RefSeq, a predicted model, not a curated record
AUGCGAUUCAGGUCGACACCGCUCCUUCGAGUGGCGAGCUUCAAUCCUCGCGCACUCCACCCAACCCCGAGCGGUGCGCGCAGCUUCUCUCAAGAACUGCGAACAAAUCCGCUCCGUAGUGGACUUCGUCGACCAUUCCUCUUCUCCCAACAUUCUGAGCACCUCUUACAACAGCAGCGAUGCAUUACACAAAACUACAUCAAGCGCAUGGAAGAUGGGAAGAAGGAAUGGGCAAAGCAUGCCGUGGAGAUCAAAGAUGGCAAGAGGAAGAGCUUUGUCGAUCAUUUGGAGGAGCGUGGGCUUCUUCAUGAUGUCGUUGGUGAGCGCGAAUUACUCCACAAACUAUUCACAGAGAAGAGGACUGGAAUCUACGUCGGAAUCGAUCCUACUGCGCCGUCUAUGCACGUUGGACAUAUGCUACCAUUCAUGGUGUUAGCUUGGGGAUACGUUUGGGGUCUUCCAGUAACUUUCUUGUUAGGUGGUGCUACCUCUCGAGUCGGUGACCCCACAGGCCGAUUGAAGGGUCGUGAGCAAGUUCACUCUUCCAUCCGAAAGGCGAAUAUGGCUAGUAUGCAUAUGCAAUUGAAGAAGCUGGGAUCAAGCAUUGAGCAAUACGGCAGGAGGCAUGGUCAUGAACGUCAAAUGAUAUGGAAGAGGUCCCUGGUCAACAACAACACAUGGUGGAACUCUAUGCCCUUCAUCGAAGUUCUGCGUGACCUUGGGGCGUAUAUGAGACUUGGGCCUAUGCUUGGUCGGGAUACUGUUAAAACCCGAUUGAACCAAGGCGACGGUAUGUCAUUCGCAGAAUUCUCUUACCCGCUUCUUCAGGGCUGGGACUGGUGGCAUUUGUUCCAAAAAGGCACUCAGGUACAAGUGGGAGGUUCUGAUCAGUAUGGAAACAUUUUGUUCGGAAUGGAUGCCGUCAAACAUAUUAGUCGCAACACCUCCAAUGAGCAGGCUCGAAACCCCCUUGAGUCUGAAUUGGACCGGCCUAUUGGAUUUACCACGCCGCUUUUGACUGCGCCAUCGGGCGAGAAAUUUGGAAAGUCUGCAGGUAAUGCCAUCUGGCUUGAUAAGGACAUGACUUCUACCUUUGAGUUAUACCAGUUCUUUGUUCGCACGCCAGAUGAUACCGUGGAGCGCUAUCUGAAGCUUUUCACCUUUAUCCCCAUUCAUGAGAUUACAACCAUUAUGGAGGAGCAAAAUUCCGACCCUUCAAAACGUGCUGCUCAACAUCGAUUGGCCUAUGAAUUUGUAGAGUUGAUCCACGGCAAGGCAGAAGCAGAUGCAGUGUCGCUCCAACAUCGCCAACUGUUCCGAUCACGGUCCUCGACUGCUGCCCCCUCCCCCAUGCCUAAAAACUCGACUCCCCCUGCUAGCCACGCUCAAUCCAUCACCGCCGGCUUUGACACCCCACAGUCUGGUAAUCGCUACGCCCCCCAGACCAACUUUGCCAACAUGCCAAGUGCCAACGUGAUACUCCCAAAAUCUCUGGUAUACAACCAGCCUUUUAACAAGGUUCUUUGGUCGGCCGGUCUUGUAUCAUCCAAGGGUGAAGGUCAUCGCGUGAUCACAAACAAUGGCGCCUACGUGGGCAGUCGACCCGGUGACAGUGGGCCCAUGUCGGACGAUCUGGCUUUCACCCCAAUCCGAGUCUGGCCUGCGGAGAAAACAGAAGAAUUUAUUCUUGACCAGAAACUUAUCAUGCUCAAACUAGGCAAGUGGAAGUUUAAGAUGGUCGAGAUUGUCAAAGACGAGGAGUUCCGCGAGAUGGGACUAACAGCUCCUGGAUGGGAAGAACCAACCAGUUCAACCGAUUCGGCCUAA